AUGACUGCGCUGGAAAAUGCUGUGUUUUCUUUAAACGACGCAAAGGUUUUCAUCGAGUAUUUAAUGAACCUUGGAAAAAGACACAAAGCAUGGCCCGAGAGGCUGGAAAAUUUCGAUGUAUGUAUUCUGUUAUGCCGAUCAAGGUUACUUAGGGGUACAUAUUGUUGUAUAGAGCUGUAUUGUGAUGUAAACUGCAGUACCGAGAAGUAUAAUGCUAUCUAGGGGUAGAUAAUGUUGUAUAGCACUGUAUAGUGAUGUAGGGCGCAGAAGAGGGAAGUACAGUGGUAUCUAGGGGUACAUAUUGAUGUAUAGCGCUGUAUAGUGAUGUAAAUUGCAGAAGAGAGAAGUAUAGGAUAUAUGUUGUUUUAUAGCGCUGUAUUGUGAUGUAAAUUGCGGAAGAGGGAAGUAAAGUGCUAUCUAGGGGUGCAUGUUGCUUUUUAUGAUCCAUCAAAUAUUUUUGCCCGCGAGCAAUUGGUGUAAACGCAGCAAGUGACUAAAUAUCCCACAGCUAAUACUGGGUGAUAUCCGAGAAUAUCACGCAAGCGAUAUUCCCCAAUUUGUAAACCUUACGUCCACCUCGAUAAGUCUUCGUUUAAACUUUAAUUCAAUUCAGUGAGCUGUUCAUAAAGAUUUUUUCACGAGCGUUGCAAAAUAGUUGAAGGAUAAAAAUCACAAUAGCCUCUAUUUUGCACGAAAAUAUGUUCGGAUACUUGUCCUUGGACAUUGUCUGUCCCUCGAAGCUCACAGUUUUGGCAUCUUGGAAUAGAUAAUGUCCGCGGACAAAUAUCCUCAAUUAUUUUCGCGCCAAAUUGGAGCAAUAGUUUAUAGAGCGCUGUAUGGUGAUAUAAAAUUCAGUAGAGGGAAGCAUAGUUCUAUUUAGGGGUUCAUAUUGUUGUGAUGCGCUGCACAGUUACUGCAUUUGACGGAUUUACAGUGCUACUCAGGGGUAUAAUGUUGUAUUGUGCUGUAUUAUGAUAAAAGUUGCAGUAGAGGGAUGUAUAUUGCUAUUUAAGGGAGGGGGAGAGGGGCAUAAAGACGUCCGUAUUCGAGGAGUUUAUUCUACAACGUAAGGAGACAUGGAGUCUAAUAACCGACGAAACGUGUUUGCUCAUAAUGAAUCUCUCGGGCUGUUAUCGACUACCUCUUAGGAAGCAUUACAAUAACUUAACCUUUCUUAAUUUUUGUUUAUUCAAAACUCUUUUUCAAGGUCCUCUCUGCGUCUACAUCCAAGAUGGCGGCUAUCGACUCGGAGAAGUCUGUGGAUUGGCCUGCUGCCAUCUUGGAUUCGCGAUGUAGGUGGACCCUGGGCGAGAGUUUGAUCCAUUCCCAAUCAGAUGAUAGAAGAAGCCUUAAUUUGGACAUUGAAGGACUCGUUUCCAACAAAAUGCAUCGAUUAUGUCGUAGAGUCUUGGAGGGAACUCUUUCGUUUUCUAGCUGCUACUGUGAUGAGAGGACUGAGGAGAGCAAACACUGGCAAGUGAGACUUAAAAUUGAGAGACCCUGUGGACUGGGAAUGAGUCGAAAGGAAAAUUGA
Pocillopora meandrina is the source of this 1534-nucleotide messenger RNA. The record is from the annotation of a GenBank genome assembly. Lineage: Eukaryota; Metazoa; Cnidaria; Anthozoa; Scleractinia; Pocilloporidae.